AUUGUGUUUGUUGAUUCUGCUGGCAAUUCCCUGGAUCAUCCGCGCCAUCUUGUACUUUGCCUACGAGGCUGCCAUCAUUGAAGACAAGAAACGGGUCGCACGAGAGUUGGACCUUGAAGUGCAUCUUCCGCCAAGCGUUGUGGUCCAUCUAACGCCCAUACACGGGCUCUUUCUUGUCAUCUACAUCAUCUUUACCAUCGACUCCAUCUUCUACGGGGUCCUCAGCAGCGGUAUGAAGGAGAAGUUGAAAUGCGUCACCAGGCAAUGCCUGAGAGACAUGAAAGAGAGAUCAAGAGUCACAAUUUUGGCCUGGAUCGUCAAACUGACUGUGAUGCCGUUCCGAUUUUUUGGGAUCGUUGGACUGGUGUUCUUCUUGCCCUACUUCGCCAUUGUCCUGGUGAUCAGUCUUCCGUUUGUAGCCUUCUACAUUUUCCCGACACUCAACUUCAGCUUUCGUCUCUUGAUCCAUUUGUUCGCGUUCCUGUGUCCACAGGGAGUCAUCAACAAGUUCCAGGAACUGUCGGAGAAACUGGCGCCAGUAAAGAAACAGCUGAAACUUCGUGAAGUAACAGCCAAUGAAAAUGUCGUCGACAAACAUUAUUACACAGCAAAGGGCAUUAUCCUACAGCUGGUCGUCAUCAUCAUGUGCCUCAUAUCGUUCUGGUCUCUAACAUUGUUGCUGAUGGAAGUGGUGUCUUUUUUCGUGGAGAUUUUCGUCUACACGUUCAUGGGAGUUGUAGUGAAUGCUGGGGUCAUUCUCCACUACCUGGCUGUUCUACUUAUGGUGGUCAUCUACAGCAAGAACACCUUUUCCCGGGUGUAUCGACUCUACCAGUCAUACCACAGGAUAAUCCACAGGCAGCUGAUGGCGAUGAUAAAAGACGAGAUCGCUCACGUGGCCACACAAGAAGCCUUGGACCAGGAAAACACCGCCUUCAUCGUGCAAGGGGAGGCAGCAUCCAACAAACCAGUCAAUGCUGCUCCGCGGAUCCGCGUCAAGAAUCAUCAACUGCAAUGGCAGACAUUUGGAAUGCUGGUCUUCUUGGAUAAAAAGGACACACCUUUAACACCUGAAAAAUUCUUCUAUGAAACCAUUACACUGAACUAUUUUGGUUGCCCAGGGCCUAUCUACCGAAACGUUUGUUCUGCCGUCUGGGACUUUCUCAAAAUUCUGAUGUUUCUGAUGUUUGUGUUUGUCGUGGUUAUGGCCCUUGGAGAUGCCUAUCAAAUAUCAACAACCAAUCAGCUUCUAGCAACAGUCGUGGGCAGUUUUGUACCAUUCAUAUUUCGAUACUUUUUCCCAUCAAGCUUGGAUGUAGAUCACAUCGAUGGCUCUAGCAUCCAGUUCAAAACAGAACUUCACAAAGCCAUUAACAGCUACACCCAGUCCUGGCCAGUCUUUGACAUCAUCCCCGUGUCCGUCAAGGAAUGGGAGAUGCAUGAGUUAUCUAACUUGCCGGAAGAAAGCACACUCAACCCAAAGUUAACUCCCCCUCGGCAACUCAGUUCAUCCUCGGGGAACAGCACAGAAGAAGAUGAUGAAUUUUACUGCGAUGAAGAUGAUGGUGCUGCAGAAGACACCCAAGCUGGUGGAGAUAAAGCUGACGCAGUACACAACGCUGAUCCAGCAUUGUCUGAGACUGCAAUCCUUCCGGAGGUUGAUAUUAUUAUUGAUGUAUCCAGUUCUAAAACACGAUCCCCUAACUCUUUACUCCUAAGGGACUUUGAGAAAGGGUCAGUCUCCAUGUUAGAUCGGCACCACAAGAACGGUGAUAGUCACAAAAAGUUCAGAUCCUCCGAGAAUAUUGUCUGA
Molecule: messenger RNA, 1813 nt
Organism: Candidula unifasciata
Lineage: Eukaryota; Metazoa; Mollusca; Gastropoda; Stylommatophora; Geomitridae
Source: the annotation of a GenBank genome assembly